UCAGGUUAGGGUCUCUUGAACUAUUCAGAGUCAGAAGAUUUGUUGCUGUCUGGGGGUUUCUGCUACUUCUUCUCUAUGGCUGCUGCAGAAACAGAAUCCAAAGCUCCUUUCUCUCUGGAUUCCUACCACGUGUCUGAGGAGCUCGGCUUCAUCCUCCCCGAGCCUCUGACAGAGCUCCCACCUUACUACCAGCCAUGGAUGGAUAUUGCCCUGCGAGUCCCAGAGCUUUUGCUCUCUCACGAGCUGCGCUCACAUAUUCACAAGAUGCCGCUGCUGAGCAGCAGCUCUUUACAGAAACACCGGGAGUUGAGGCUGGCCCACCUGACCCUCAGCGCAAUGACCAUGGGCUACGUUUGGCAGGAGGGAGAGAACGACACAGUUGAGGUUCUUCCAUGUAACCUGGCUGUUCCAUUCUGGGAGGUGUCACAGCGGUUGGGACUUCCCCCAAUUCUCACCCAUGCUGAUGGAGUACUGGCUAACUGGAGGAAGAGGGACCCUGAGGGGCCUUUUGACAUGCAGAACCUGGAGUUGCUGGUCAGCCUCCCAGGUGGAGACAGCGUCCGAGGCUUCUUCAUGGUCACUCUGCUGGUGGAGCUGGCGGCAGCUCCUGCACUGAGGAGCAUCCCCACUGUGAUCAACGGUGUCAGGUGCAGAGACACUGAGGCUGUGGCCAGAGCCCUGGAGGACAUGAGCCAGUCCAUGCAGGAUAUGACUGAUGCAUUCAAAUUGAUGCAAGUGCAUGUGGAGCCUUCAGUCUUCUAUGGCAUCAUGAGGAUCUACUUGUCAGGAUGGAAAGACAACCCCAGUAUGCCAAAGGGCCUGGUCUAUGAGGGGGUCAGGACAGAAGCGAUGGAGUUUUCAGGAGGAAGUGCUGCACAGAGCAGUUUGCUGCACUGUUUUGAUGAACUUCUGGGAGUCAAACAUGAAGAAAAAAGUGGUGCCUUUCUAACCCGCAUGAGGAACUACAUGCCACCUGCUCACAGGCAACUAAUCCAGGACAUCUCUCUGCAACUGCCUCUGAGGAGUUUUGUCCAGCAGCAGGCCAGCGAGCGUCUAAACCAGGCCUUUCAUCUCUGCGUCUCAAAGCUGUUGGCUCUGCGCAGCUACCACAUCAACGUCGUCAGCCGCUUCAUCACUGUGCCCGCUGCCCGAGCCCGACAGCUCCGUAAGCAGAAAUUGGACUUAGAGGGAGAGAUGAUCAGCAGAGCACCCACAGCGCUGGAGGAGAGGGGCACCGGCGGCUCCGGUAUCAUGACCUUCCUAAAAACUGUGAGGGACCAAACUAAAGAAGUCUUCCUGCCCGAGACAAACAAAGACAUGCAUCUGACGUGAGGAGACACAGCAAAGUGAGAUCUGCAUCACUUAAAACAGGCAGCAAAUCCCUUCUGUUUACUGAGUGCACCAUUUCAUGUGUCAUUAAAGGCAGAAUGAGAGUGAAA
This is a messenger RNA of Paralichthys olivaceus (Japanese flounder), 1439 nucleotides long. RefSeq names its product indoleamine 2,3-dioxygenase 1 (gene ido1). Gene Ontology annotation, cellular component: cytoplasm. Gene Ontology annotation, biological process: 'de novo' NAD+ biosynthetic process from L-tryptophan. NCBI's taxonomy places the organism in Eukaryota, Metazoa, Chordata, Actinopteri, Pleuronectiformes, Paralichthyidae. The record is from RefSeq and is a predicted model, not a curated record. Gene Ontology annotation, molecular function: heme binding; metal ion binding; L-tryptophan 2,3-dioxygenase activity.